AUGAGUAUAUGCAUAAUUACCUGUCAGACUCACCAAACUAUUCGGUGCAUUGGCAAAUUACAAACAGCUCCUAAUGUGCAUCGAUCCUGUAUUUAAGUAGGUCCAUCCUUUGAGAAAAUAUCAUUCACUUGUGAACACUUCAAGAAGUUACACCGAUUUUCAAUCGAUCCAAUUACAUACAUUUUUAUUUCGGCUCAUAACAUUUUGAUAUUCAGUGCGGCGUUGUAAUAUUAGUGCAGCAGUGUUGUUUCGACAUUAAAAAAAGUGAAUUUGUUUUUAAAGAGAAAAUAAAUCGAUUAACAUUGUUUUCGGGUAUUCGCUACGUUUAAAAAAAAGAGUUGUGUAAAAUGGAUGCAUCUGGUUUGAGUCUCGACGAAAUUAUCAAGAAGAAAAAGAUCACAAAAAGUGGUUUCCGCACCAAAAAGGUGACCAAAACCAAGAAACCAAUUUCUGGUACCGGUGGAGGUGCGGUGAAAAAGUUUACAGUUGCAAAAGUGGGUAAAGCCAAACCGGUACUUGAUGCACGAAACAAAAUCAUCCAAAAGAAUCGAGCAAAAAUCCAUGAUGCCAGAGACAAAUUGGCCCAAAUUGCGAAGCGUAACGGUGACGCACGUUUGAAAUUGCUUCAGAAAAAUAUUCAAUUCUUGAAGAAAUUUGGCGAAUUAGAUGGUGCAGUAAAUGCAUUACGUCGUACACCAAAUCAAAAUUCAAAUGCGGGCGUUUCUUUGAAAACAAAACGUGCCGCUGCCGCUAGCACUGUACCGUUUAAACGUACACCAGCAUACCAGCGUAUGGCAGCCGCUGCCACUUCAGCCACUAAUGAUACAUCCAUGGAUGUGGAUAUGGAGUAUUUCCCAACAUCGACCAAUUUGAGACGUACGGUCAAAAAUGAGAUUGCAUAUGUGCCAAGCAGCACAAUGCCACCAUUGCCAACAUUCAAAUAUAUUGAGCCACCACGUCGCAUGGCAACCACACGACCGAAAGACUACGAAGCCGAUCCGUUUGAUUGCUAUGAGGUGCCAGUGGCGCGUCCGUAUGACGUGUCGGAGCCACGCAACUUGAAUCGAUCAGUACUUGGCGCUCAAAUGGAUUCAUAUCCACAACAAACCAUUCGUCAAGUUGAGUACGAACGUGCGUACCCAUCACAAUAUAAGAGUGGCAGCGAUUUAUCCAAACGGUAUAUUGCCGAUGAGAAUUCACAUUUGUCCCAUGAGAUGCGCAGUCGUUUGCAACGAGCACCAGACGCCACACAAUCGGCUGGCAUCUUUUCAAAUCCAUACAUUAGCAACUCACGCGAACGUCAAAUCACAAGCGCUGGUUAUCGUAUUGUUGUCAGUAAUCUACAUAGCAGCGUCAGUCAGAGCGAUAUUAAGGAAUUGUUCGAAGAUGUGGGCCCGUUGCUUGAUGCACGGCUUGUACGCACUGGCGUAGCUGAAGUCAUUUUUGAAAGAUUGAAAGAUGCUCAAACUGCUGUUGAUACUUACCAUAAUCGACAACUGGAUGGUCAGCCAAUGAAAUGUCUACUUGUCAAUCCACGUUCUUCAAACAAACCAACUGCCCCAGCCAUCAAACCAACCAAAAGCAAUUUGACCAAAACCAGCAAAGUUGAGAUUGAUAUUGAUGCUUUGCACAGUGUCUUGUUCCGACGUUCAUAAGUUCACUGUUCACACCUCAUAAAAUCAAGAACAACAAAACCAACAAAAAGAAUCACGUAAAAGCCAGUAAAAAUCGCCGAGCAAUCGAACAAGCUGAAUGGUAUUUAUUUCGAAAUAAAUUGUAUGAAAUGACAUAUACAGAACCGAUCUGCGUAUAUUGAAUAUAUAAGAUGAUUUUCAUUCGAUUAGAUUUAUGUCAUUUAAACGAAUGCAACAAUAUUGAACAACAAGAAAAAAAUGGGCCAAAAUGUAAAACUCUGUUUAAUAGAAGUAAACAAUAAAACAGCAGGAAUUCAUUUAGAACGCAAUAUCAUAGCGUUGUGUUAUUUUCAAUAAUUUUGGCUUCCAUCUCACAUUUGAUGCACAUUAAAAGUUUCACUAUCAUAACAGCGGAAUAAAAUAAUACUUUGAUUUACAUAAUACUAUAAUAAUAAAAA
This is a messenger RNA of Contarinia nasturtii (swede midge), 2092 nucleotides long. Its product is annotated as polymerase delta-interacting protein 3-like. Gene Ontology annotation, cellular component: nucleus. Lineage: Eukaryota; Metazoa; Arthropoda; Insecta; Diptera; Cecidomyiidae. Gene Ontology annotation, biological process: mRNA export from nucleus. The record is from RefSeq and is a predicted model, not a curated record. Gene Ontology annotation, molecular function: mRNA binding. The transcript has 4 exons. The coding region runs from base 348 to 1655 and encodes 435 amino acids.